AUGGCACCACGCGAGACAGAACACUUCACAGAGGACUAUUUUAUCUACAUCACGGAUAGUUCUUCUGAUGAGUGUGCUCCCGAAGAUGAGGGUAUUUCUUCUGCCUCCUCCGGAUACGAGCCUACGGAUGACGGCAAUAUUCAUGUAAAACCAGCGAAAUUGGAGCUCGAACCUACGAUCGAACCACCUGGCUCGAAUAGAGAUAAAGAAUUCAAGAGCCAGAGCACGGCAGACUCGCCCAAAGUUUACCACCGUACUCCUACAGGCGAUAACGACACAGGUAUCAACCAACCAUCGAGCCGAGCCGUUUCCCUGUCACCUCACUUUGACGCGCAAUUUUUCUUCGACCUCGCCAGUUCCAUCUCUCAGAGUUUUCCUUACCAGCAGUUUGCCGAACAGCAUGGCUGUACCGUUGAUGAUGUUAACGAUGUGUUGGUGGCCAACGUCGUCAUCCCGCUGAUAAGCAUGGCGCCGCAAGAGCAGCCAAAAGCUAUCGGGGCCGGACCAUCGACGACUCCAGCGAUGGGAGAAACAUCAGACCAGAGCUCCUCGAAAAGAGAAGAUGAUGCAAACAACAACAGUGCCAAACCGACCAAGCCGACUGACCUAGAGCAGGAAAUUGAAAGUGGUGAGAAUGUCGAAAACGGCCAGACCCAGGCUGAAAAUCGCACCGACGAUGGUAAAGACAGAAGCACACCUGCGUCUGCCGCUGAAAACUGCGAGAAACCGACUCAGCCCGCUGAACCAGCUACACCAUCGCCGUCCAGACUCCGCAAACGGGCUCACGAAGAGGACGAAGAAUCGACCGAUUGGCCAGAAACCAAUCAGACGAACAGAUUCACAGCCCACUCUGCUCUGCUCGACUCGCCAUCUCCACAGAAAAAGCUCAAAUGCUUUUUCCCUGAACAAUCAGCACCCAAGAUUUCCCUCAAUCGCCCAAAGAAGUGCAUGCCCUCCAAGCCGGUCAUCCUUUCAGACUUGGACCCCUUGCUUAUAUAUGAGUUGACGGGCGAAGCACCUCCGCCAGCAUGCAAGCCGGGACGGCGCCGGGUCUACCGCGAUUUUGCAGGUAGUUAUCAAGAUGUUGUUCCCCAGGAAGGGCCGGCCAUCACUGGGUAUGCUGGUAUUUUCGGAAAGAUGCUCGAGUCGGGGGAGAUCCAGGCUGUGGCGGAGCCCAACCGUAGGAGGAAGUUCAUAUUUACGAAGGACAUGCAGAGCCAGGAGGGCAGGGAUGAGGGAGAAAUGGACUCCAAUGAGAAGGAAAGUUGCCCCCAGGACCUUUUCGAGGGUGAAGAUGAAGAAUCCAGUGUGCCAGAUGAGUUUUGGUAUUAA
Messenger RNA from Coccidioides posadasii C735 delta SOWgp, 1332 nucleotides. NCBI's taxonomy places the organism in Eukaryota, Fungi, Ascomycota, Eurotiomycetes, Onygenales, Onygenaceae. The record is from RefSeq and is a predicted model, not a curated record.